AUGCAAGGCGGAAACGAAAUAAGGCACGCCAGCGGUGCUGCCGCGGAUGAGAAAGAUCUCGCCCAGAUGGGUACUACCAGUGGGCAGGCCCAUCCAAAGAGCAAGAAUACACAAAGUGGGCAAUCGGUCGGGUACGAUGCGCCUGAAGACUAUGGCAACCUCGACGAGAUGGUCGCCGACCCUGUCGCGCAUAAACCCAGGCGGCAUCGUCCGGGAAGAGGCGAGAGCCUGGAGGAGAUGCGAUCGCCUCCGCGGCCCUCCGAUCUCGAAAUGCAAGACACAACAACGCCUGACGAGCAAGACGAGCCCGAAACCACAACCUCGAAACCUACAGCACACGUCUCUAGGUUGGCCACGGAGUUGUAUACACUCUCAUACCUCGUCUUCUUUGCCAUUUUCGGCACGAUUGCCCGUCUGGGCUUGCAGGCUCUGACACUCUACCCCGGCGCCCCAGUCUCCUUUGGUGUGCUGUGGGCCAACGUCGGCGGCAGCCUGGCCAUGGGCUUCCUGAUCGAAGACCGCAAGCUCUUCAAGCAGGAAUGGGGUACGCCCAACUACCACAGAGAGAUCAUCAAAGCCCGGCGCCACGGAGAGCAGGCAGACGACGGCGCCGCCUCCAGCGAUCUCGCGGCCGCGAAGAAGGCGCAUCUCGCAACCAAGAAGACGAUACCGCUCUACAUUGGCCUCUCCACAGGCUUCUGCGGCUCCUUUACCUCCUUCUCCUCCUUCAUCCGCGACGUCUUUCUCGCCAUGGUCAACGAUCUUCCUCGCGCAGGUGGCGCGACCCCCGAACCGCGGGCCGGAGGGCAGUCCUUCAUGGCGAUGAUGGCCAUCAUCAUCGCCACUGUCGCCCUAAGCCUCUCGGCCCUCAUCUUCGGUGCACAUCUCGCCAUCGCGCUUGAAGGGAUCACCCCGUCAAUCCCUUACCUCCUCGGCCGGAAAGUAAUGGACCGCUGCGCUGUUCUCUUCGGCUGGGGCGCUUGGCUCGGCGCGGUCCUCCUCGCCGUCUGGCCGCCGCACGACGCCUGGCGAGGGCGCGUUGUCUUCUCCAUCGUCUUUGCGCCGCUCGGCUGUCUCGCGCGCUUUUACGCCAGUCUGCUGCUCAACGUACGGGUGCCGGCGUUUCCGAUGGGUACCUUUGCGGUUAAUAUUGCAGGUGUUGCCGUGCUGGGUAUGUGUUGGGACCUGGCGCACGCGGGGCUGGGCGGUGUGGUUGGGUGCCAGGUGUUGCAGGGCGUUGAGGACGGGUUCUGCGGGUGCUUGACGACUGUCUCGACGUGGGUUGCUGAGCUGACUGCGCUGCGGCGACGACAUGCUUACGUAUACGGCCUGGGUAGUGUUGUGGUGGGGUUUGCGGUCAUGGUCAUUAUCAUGGGUGCUGAGAAGUGGACGGAUGGAUUCGCGCCGUUGAUGUGUACCCAUUGA
Colletotrichum tamarilloi is the source of this 1425-nucleotide messenger RNA. RefSeq names its product CrcB-like protein. Gene Ontology annotation, biological process: fluoride transmembrane transport. The transcript has a single exon. The coding region runs from base 1 to 1425 and encodes 474 amino acids. Gene Ontology annotation, cellular component: plasma membrane. Gene Ontology annotation, molecular function: fluoride transmembrane transporter activity. The record is from RefSeq and is a predicted model, not a curated record. NCBI's taxonomy places the organism in Eukaryota, Fungi, Ascomycota, Sordariomycetes, Glomerellales, Glomerellaceae.